CUGGCGGAGGAAUAUCUGGAGAAAUUCUACAACCUCGACAAAGAUGGAGUCUCAGUUUACAAGAACAAGGGCAGCCCUUUCUCCGAGAAGCUCCAGCAGAUGCAGGAGUUCUUUGGCCUGGAGGUGACCGGGAAGCUGGACUCUGACACAGUGGAAUUGAUGCACAAGCCCCGGUGUGGGGUCAGCGAUGUCGGGGAGUACAGCCUUUUCCCUGGACGUCCUGCAUGGAGAUCAGAUGCUUUGACCUACAGAAUUUUGAACUAUACCCCUGACAUGGCGCGGGCGGAUGUGGAUUCAGCCAUCCGGCAGGCCUUCCAGGUCUGGAGUGAUGUGACCCCGCUGACCUUCACCCGGAUCUAUGAUGGCACGGCCGAUAUCCAAAUCUCAUUUGGUGCGCGAGUUCAUGGUGAUUUCUAUGCAUUUGAUGGCCCUCACGGAACCCUCGCCCACGCCUUCGCUCCUGGGAAUGGGAUUGGUGGCGACGCCCACUUCGAUGAAGAUGAGACCUGGACUGAAGG
Messenger RNA from Ailuropoda melanoleuca (giant panda), 518 nucleotides. RefSeq names its product stromelysin-2-like. The transcript has a single exon. Gene Ontology annotation, cellular component: extracellular matrix. The record is from RefSeq and is a predicted model, not a curated record. Gene Ontology annotation, biological process: collagen catabolic process; extracellular matrix organization; proteolysis. Gene Ontology annotation, molecular function: metalloendopeptidase activity; zinc ion binding. The annotation marks the transcript as partial. NCBI's taxonomy places the organism in Eukaryota, Metazoa, Chordata, Mammalia, Carnivora, Ursidae.